Molecule: messenger RNA, 5865 nt
Organism: Aedes aegypti (yellow fever mosquito)
Lineage: Eukaryota; Metazoa; Arthropoda; Insecta; Diptera; Culicidae
Gene: vir
Product: protein virilizer
Exons: 4
Coding region: 151-5721 (1856 amino acids)
Cellular component (GO): RNA N6-methyladenosine methyltransferase complex
Molecular function (GO): RNA binding
Source: RefSeq, a predicted model, not a curated record
CUGUUUUCCCGACGCGCUGCAUUUUAUCGGACGUGUCUCCGCGUACCGGUCGAAAAUAAUUAAAGUUUUACUAGUGAAAAAGUACUAUUUUCCAGUUGAAUUGUAGGUUAAUAGUUACGUUCCAGUGUGGAGCAAAGUGCCCAACUGAAAAUGGAUGAAGAAACGCCGGAAUUGUUGUUUUUCGACACUUUUUCUCAUGACACGUACGAGAAACUGAACUUGGACCUGGUGCAGUUCCCGAAGCCGGUUUACAUCACGGAGGUGCGCAUCAUUCCGCUGGGUGCCCGGGUUCAGGCGGAUUUCCCUGGUGGUGUGCGGCUGGGAGCGACCAAUCCGUCGCAGUUCAAAAUCGCGCUAUUUGUGAACGAUUUGGGAAAGCCGGGUGCUCCGACUUUUGAGUGCCUGGGGGAUUUCGAGUACAAUCAGAAUAAUUGUAUUCAUUUGGAGUGUGGUAAGCCGGACGAUGGGAGCCGGAGGAUUCCGACGGAUGGGCUGGUGCUGAAGGGGUUCUACACGACGAUUACGCUGGCGGUAUAUGGAAUUUUGACGGCGAACAUUGCGGAGCCGAUUGUUUCGCCGCGGGAGACCACUCCGCUGCCGCCGCAGGAAGCGCCGGUGGAGAUUGUGGUGAGUGAUGUGAUGACGGGGGGAAUUGCCGAACCGGGAGGGGUGGGACCGGAGUGGCCGGAAGAGCCCCCAACGGUGACGGUGGUUCCGGCGGAGGUUUUCGUGCAGAAGGAGUAUCCGGAGGCGGAUGGAGAGGAUAUUCCGAAGGAUCCGAGGCCGUACGCGAGGAGAGUGGCCGCGGCGGUGGUUGUGGCCAGUCCGGCUGAGCCGAGUUCCCCGAAGAUGAUGGAAUGCGACGUGGUGGAUAAGCGGGGCAAGAGGGUUUCCCGCUCGACGGAACGCCAGAUGCAUUACGAAACGGGGGUCAGGUCGCGGGGAAGGAGCCAUGAGUAUUCGCGGUCGCCCAGUUUGUGCAAGGAGUAUGGCGGCGUGGGCGUUGGGCCGAAGCGAGAAUGGUCCAGAAGCCCGGACUAUGGGAACAGAUCUAGGAGGAUUCGCAGCAGUUCGUACGAUAGGGUGAGGCGAGGUUCGUCUUACGAUUUGGAGAAGGAUGAUCGACGCAGGCCAAGAUCGCCGAUCGAUUCACCGAGAAGACCGCGUUCUCCCGAUCCCAUGGACUCGUCGAACGAUUACGAAGAGGAAGAUUUCAGACAUGGAGCUCCCGGUGGGGGACAUGGAGCGAAGUAUGAGAAGAGAACGGUAGAAGGACGGAUUAAGGCAGCUGCUGGAGGAGCAACGGGAAGUCCUGCAUCGGCAUCGGCCACUCCGGUAGCUUCGCCGGCUCUGAUCCCAGAAGAGGAUGCCCUCUCGGCUACGGAACAGUUCGAACCGAUUCUCAGCGAUGAGGAAAUCACGGAGGAUUACGAUUUCGAUAUGGAUUACGAGCCGACAGAUGAGUAUUACAAGGCGUUCAAUCCUUUCGUAGCCGUACUUCAAAAGUACACGCCGGAUGAGGGCGCGGAUGCUAUCCCGGCUGUAGUGAAGCAUUUGGAGAAUCUCCUGAAGAAUACGAAGUACGGAGCAAAGGCGACGAUCGAUUUCGGCGGGGAGUCGGCGGAUUUCAAGGAAGGGUUCGUUGAUUACACCGAGCAAUGCGUGCAGCUUUUGAAUCAGAUCUUCGCCCACGAUGAGUGGAAAGACAAAUUCGAGAAGUCGGUCAACGGAUGGAUAGACGGCAAGAGCGAAGGAGUUGAGAUUUUGAUGAAUUGCAUCAAACUGGGGCUCGAUUGGGAUCGAGCGAUGACACAGCCGCAGCCGGCUUCCAAACUGCGCCACAUGAAGGCUGGAAUAAGGCUGACCGAAUUCCUUGGAUCGACGGAAGCUUUCAUCCAGGUUAUUCUCGACCAGAAAGACUUCAACAUCUUCGAUAAACUGCUCGGUUUGUACUCGCAGAGCUACAUGGCCCUAUCCAUCAAGUUGAUGAUCAUCCGGUCGAUCUACGCCUGUCUGGACACGAAGCGUGGAUUGGAUUACUUCCUUAGCCCGGCGUACAACGGCUACCAGAUUCUUCUGCAACUGAUACAGGAGAACCCAUCAACGCGAAUCAGUUUCGCCUUAAAAGCGCUACUCAAGAAGAUCAAUAUGUACGAAAACCUUGAUCUGAUUCGCAGCACCAUCUCGGACAUGUACGCCAUCCGCAGCGAGCCAAACUUCAAACCCGAUCCAGCGAUGGUCUCCAUCCUGGAGAACUGCUUUGCCGAACUCUCCAAGGCCCUCACCUGGGACGCAAUCGCAUACAGCCAGCCGAAACGCUUCCUUCCGGUGUCCGCCAAGUUCGAAAUCCACAAGGACAUCAAGUCGGCUCUAGCCGGCAAUCGUAGCUUCGUGGCGUACUUCAACGUGCACAAACUGCUGGAGACGAUCAUUCUGCUGCUGGAGAUGAAACUUCCCUUCUCGUCCCUCAUAGGAGCCGUGUACGAUCUCCUUUCGGCGCUGCUAAAAAAUCACCAAAAACUCCACUACCUAGCCGAUCACAUCGAUUCCGUGAACGUUCUGCUCAAGAUCCUAUUCCAGCACUGUCCAACCCCCGACGAAUCCCACCCGGAGGACCUCCUGCACGAGCUGACCCGCGGCCAGCUGCUCGGACUCGAAAUGUCUUACAAGCUACAAACGGUCUUCUAUCUGGACGCCAUCGGCCACACCAAGGACGACCUGGACAAGCUGGUCGAACAUCUGCAGGGGCUGUUCUAUCUGGCGAACAGCUUCGGCAAGCGCUACGUCGUCGAGGUCCUGUCCAUGGACGGCAAUCUGAAGCUGUUCCUGGAUCUGAUCGAAAGCGAAAAGCGUGCCCUGAUGAAAGACGGAUCGCCCGGGGUCAAGCACAAGUCCCCGAUCUUGAGCUACAGCGUAGAUUUGGUCGAUUGCGUCGUCCGGCACUGUCCGAACGUCGGAUAUCUGGUGAAGCACGGCGAAACUCUGCUAAACCUGGUAAAACAGCACGAGCAGUUUGAGUCCUCGGUGAGCGCGAUGCUCCAGGAGAUGGCCGUCUACUUGAAGCCUUUGGAGAUUCACGAGUUGUUCACCAACGAGGACAUCAAUCCGCUGGUAGAGCUGAUGACGCGUAGCUUGGAGUUCAUAACGACCUUCCCCGGAGAUCUGAUCAUGGCGCUGCGAUUGCUGCGUUACUUCGGCAUCCCGGAAUUCGACGGCCAAGGCCAGCCCAGCCACAUAGAACUCAAGUACAAGUACACGAUCUUACAGUUCUACUCGGCCGAUGGCAAGACUCUACUGAUCUCCAUUCUUGAGAAGCUCAACACCUAUUUCGACCAACCGGCAAUCCACGCCUCAAGCCUGGCCAGCAUGCAAGGUAUUCUCCUCACCCAGAUCCUCACGCCUCUGAUCCAAGUCCUCCGGAAACUUAUGACCUACUUGAUCGAAUGUCGCAACACCGAGUUCAAAGACCUUACCGUCAUCGAACCGCUUCUCCGCACCUACGCCCUCAUGCAAAGCGUUCCCCCAACCGCCACCGCCAUCAACGACGCCCGGGAGAUCCAGAAGGACAUCAUCAAGAUACUCCUGGCCUUCACCCAACCGACCCCCAUGGACGGCCUAGACACCAACAACAUCCACAAGAGCCUCUGGACCCAAAUGGUCGGCGAACUGAUCAAGUUCAUACUGUUCGGCCCCAACUACUUCAUUCCAGGACUGCUCGUAUUCUCCGAACUUCUCCCUCUCCCCCUCCCCAUUCAAUGCCGCCAGGAGUUGACCCCCGUCGAAAUCAACAAACUGGUCAACGAACGCCAACUGUGGUCGGCCCAUCUCCACCCGCAAAGCCCCUCCAUAACCGAAAUGAUUCAGACGAUCUGUCCCUCCAGCUACACGCCCCUCCUGGUCAUCUUCAGUCGAGUUUGUCUGCAACUCUCCGAUCUGGCCCCGAACAUGACCCUGCUCAUCUCCAAAGCUAUCACCGAUCUGAUCGUGCAGGAACCGCUUCUCCCAGGAAACCUGGCCAGCACUUCGCACGCUCGCCUCUUCAGCUUCCUGGGCAGUCUCGUGUGCCACGCCUCCGUCAAGGUAUCCGUCUUAUCGAUCCUCUCCGGUCGCAUCAUGGAACUGAUGACCAGCAUCCUUCUCAACCCGGGCCAAACCCCCGCCCACCAGCAAACCCAGGAGAACAUCUACAUGGUGUUCCAGAACCUGCUCGAUUCGGAGUUCGCCAUGAUGUUCGGGAACAUUGCGCCGAUGAUGCAGCUGGCGUGCUCUCUGCCGCCCAAGGAGAUCAUCGAAAGCUGCUGCGCCACCAUUGUGGAGAACAUCUCCAGCGAGGAGGUCGGAGCCGGCGUGAUGACGGCGGCGCUGCGGACCAUGCUGCUGCUGACCGAACAUGACAUCACCUUCACCACCUUGAUUGCGGCGAUCGAGAAACGCAAGGAUCCCAUCAUGGCUAUCGUGCAGAAGUUUGCCGACAAGGCCCGCGAAAACCCGGACACCUAUCGGCAAAUCUUCAUCCUUCUAGGGGAGUUUUGGCGCUCGCUCGUCAUGAUCGACGAGACCUCACUCGUGGGUUUCAACCUGCCCAAAAGAACAGUCAAGCUUACCCCGGAACAGUUGGCCUCACUGGUGUUCCUUCCGUCCCGUAAGGAAGGCCAGGAACAUUCCGUGGCGGACUGCACCGCCAUGCUCAAAGAAUUGCUCGUGUUCUUCAAAAAUGACAUCAAACCGAUUGAAGCACCAGAGCCGGAAGUGGUGGAAGACAGUUCUCAAUCCGUUCCGGCGGUUCCUAUCGUGGCUGCCGACACGCUUGAGGAGAAUAUACUCUAUCUCAUGGAUCAGCUGAAGGACGUCGCUCCCGGAGUGAUGGAAACUCAGUUCGAUUUCGGAGUUAUCGAACCACUGCCGCAAGCAGAAGGCAUCGUAACCCAGUACAGCUCUCGGAACGUGUUCAUCGUCAGCGAGGAGUUCGAGGAUCAGCUCAAGGCCAGCUAUUGGUUGAGCUUCUCGCCCUGCGAGGACGACCUGGAGCGGGAGCAAAUUCCGUGCGAUUUGAACGAACUGGCCGUGAGUUGCCUCAGUGGAGAUAUUAACCUGACGUCGGACUGCAAGCGUUUGCUGCAUUUGUCGGCUUCGCCGCACUCGAACCGGGAUCGCGUUGCCACGGCUCCUUGCUUCCGCACUAGGCGCGUCGAGGUCGAACCCAGCACCGGGCGGCCGGAGAAGAAGAUUUUCGCAACCCCACUGCGAGGCCGUGGUUUCACCCGUGCCCCGAUUACACGCAGUGAUCUGUUCCGCUCGCGGCCACCAAACACGUCGCGUCCCCCCUCUCUGCACGUGGAUGACUUCCUGGCGUUGGAGACUUGCGGUGCGCAACCAACUGGCCCCACCGGAUAUAACAAGCUGUCCCGGGACAUCAUCACCAUCCGGGGCAGUGGACGUGGGCGUGGCCGUUCGUUUUCGGACCGUGGUCGGUCCGGGUCUGGUUCCGGCUGGGGACAAGGCGGAGGUGGUGGCGGUGGAGGAAGUGGUUGGUCGGGUGGCCACGAUGGCCCGUCCGGAUCGGGAGGUGGUAAGCAUUUUGGAAGUGGUGGUGGUGGCGGUGGAGGGCACAGUCACUACCGGGAACCGUCGCAGAAUCACUUUGGGGCGCCACAUGUGAGAUCGCGCUCCGGUCGUGGGUUCAGCCGCUACGGUGGACGACCCUAUUCGCGACCACUUUAGAAGGCGUGAAAUUGUAACCUUAUUACCGCUAAGGUUGGUACUCUUUUCUUUAGAAACACACUUUAAUGAUUAAAAUUAGCUUGAAUCGUAAUAAAUUUUAUGUUUUUUUUAUACGUAUCGCUUUCAAUAAAUAGAUAAUCGCAA